CGGAUAUUUACACGCCGUCCGAGCCUCUGGAAUAUAUUGGGAAUACCCGAAUACAUCUAUAUAAAGUAUAAUAUUUCGUACGUUUAACCUAUUUUAAGCAUGCAUUGUAGCUUUGAAACCUAAGUGAUUGCCGUGUGGUCGAGGACUCGAGUUGCCUGCAAAUGUCGUGUGGCGUCGUGCAAUGGUUGUCUGUCAAGUUGUUCUCUGUUAUCCGACCAAAAGGAAGCACUCCUUUGCCAACUGGUGUUAUAAUAGCGUUAUUUGUUAGCAUGGUAAGGUAUAUGAUUUGAUAAUAUAUUGCCAGAAUAAAUAUAGAACAGAGAUUAUCAUUUAUGUGUGAAAUAUAUAUAAAGUGCCACGACUUUGUAUAUGUUUGACAAGGCUUAAUGUUGCAAAUUAUGACAUACGCUCUAUGAAUAGAAAUCUGGGUCAUUCCAGAAAACAUCCAUACCUCCCCUACUGAGGUGGGUGUUAUCACCCCCCCCCCCCCUUUUACUAUUAGCAGAAACACAUUUUUCUCUCCCUUCUGACAGCAGAAAUUUCCUCUGUCGGGAGAGUGUGGAUCUUUUCUUGAAGUUGAACGACCUAUUAUGUAUGCUUAAGUAUAUUGGAUGGUUGGUCUCGGCAAGUACAUGCUCUUCAGAUAUACAUAUAAUUAUAUUUAUUCAUUGUGAGGCUAUUCUUGCACGUAAAUGUUUAACUAAUUUUAACCUGUUAAGGUGGCUCAACACAGUUUUUGAAAAAAUGGAAAAUUUACGAUUUAGUCACCGAUGUCGUUUACGAGUUAAAUUACUUUAAAGCCAAAAUAUCCGCCAUUUUGAAACGUCAUUGUUGCCAUAGCAAUGGCAGUUAUGUAACUUUUGUGUAAAAAUUCAAAAAAAUUCUUUAUUCUAUUCUCUCUUGUUUAUCAACAAGUAAUAAUUGUCCAAAAAUUCGCAUCUAAAUUGUGAAUUUACCAUUUUUUAGAAACUGUAUUGAACCGCCUUAAGAUAUAAAAUUAGGGUUAAGGCCGGGUCACACUACACAACGAUAACAAUAUGAUAAAUUGUAAACACGUGAUAAUUGCAGCAAUGGACACUGAUGCACACAUUCCACUCACUCCAGCAUCCAACAUCUAGCUCAUUUUCUGUCAAGGACAAAAUCAAGAUGUUAACAAUAUACUUACUAUAUGUAUGCCCACCUACAGUGGCGGAAAUCUUGGUGGGGCCGGGGGGCGGCCGCCCCCCCCCCCACCUUCAUGGAAAAUUGACGAAUUUUCAGAAAUUUUGAUCUAAAAGAGAGCCAGAAACAGUCUUUUCGAGUGCAAAUGGGGGGGGGUAUGUCGGAAAUUUGAAAGUUUUGUCGGAAAUUUAGGAGGCAUUGCCCCCCCCCCCACCGGAAAAAGUGAAUUUCUGCCACUGCCCACCUACUUUCUGCCACUGCCGGCAAUAAAGUUCUUAUAACUUUUUAUAGUUUGGAAAUGCAAUUGCAAUGCAAAUGUUGUUUGCUUUCCUACCUGAUAUGGUGAAGGUAUGUUUAACUACCCAAUUAUAUGCUGGUAGUUUUUUUAUGUAAACUUUCUUGUUUUACCCAAAAUGUUAAAAUAUAUGUUUUAGAGUUUUGGGAUUGCUGAUGAAGAUGCAGGUUAGCAGUUUUAAUUAUUAUACAGUGGAACCCUACCAUACGACCAAUUUAAGGAAGCACUCCUUAUAUAAAAUUAAUACAAUUAAGGCCACAUAAAAAAAAUUACUUGUUUAGCGUCCACCCAUUUUAAUUUUUCUAGGUGGGGCGGGCGGUUUUUUUUUUGGUUUUUUUUUUUCUCUAAAAUGCAACACAAAAUUCUGCUAAAUGCAGGAAAUCCAGUAUAUUACCACAGUCAAAACUCACUUUAAUUCUUUCAAAAUCCGUUCAUGUUUUUUAAUACAGUUCAUGUUUUUAAUAAAACAGAAAAUUACCGUUUGGCGGUCACGCGCGAACACUUUAGCUGCGAACAGGCAUAUUCUGGGAAGGAAACAUUGUGUAAACGUAUUACAUAGCUCCCAAGCUUUUCAAGUAAAACGGUCUUUUUUAUAGAGAGUUUUUGCACUAAACUCGGAUGGAUUUAAAAAAAAUAAUAAAAAAAUUGGAGGUCGGGGACUUUUAUCAGGUCGGGUGGGAAUGCUAAACAAGUAAUUUUUUUUAUGUGGCCUAAUUAAAGCCUAAUGUCUAAAUCAUGAAAAUGAGGCUCUAUAGCCAAGGUGGUCUGUACUUUCCAGAAGCAUGUACAUGAAUUGUAGCAUACUGUUUAAUAAUUGAUACAUUACUUUAUUUUAAGGUUAUUAUGUGGGAAUGCUUGCAUCUGCAGUAUUUUUAGGCAGAUUUAUUUCGAGGUAAUUAUUUAAUUGUGGUCGUUAAAUAAGAUAAUCAGCAAUCACCCAAUGAAAUUAUUGCGUAUUAAUAAAUUUAAAACUAUUGAAACGUAUAUUGUAUAUAUCCUGAUUUACAACAUAUUGAAACGAUAGUCAGAAGUCAGUGGUGUGGAGGUGGGUCCCAGCUCCCUGAAGACUCCCGCCAUGACCUUUGCACCAACCACACAGAUACGAUUAAGCUAGGGUGCUGGUAGCCUGUGGCAGGUUUGUGGGGACUGUCUCCUUAUGGAAUGAACUUCCAGAGAACAUAAAAAAUGAUGUAUAUCUUUUAGAAAAUCAUACAUAUAGUACUUAGCAUAUUUUAGCCUUUGACGAUUUUUAAAUCCAUACUAGUAAUUAAUUAGUUAGAAUUUUAUGUUAGUAUAUAUAGCUUAUAUAACUCUUUGUAUAAUGUUAAUUGGCUCUGAAAAAUCCCAUUGGGGAGAGUUCAAUAAAUUAUUGUAUCGUAUGAGCUCUAGGUGAAUUUUAAUUGUUAAAAUUUUGGUUCUUUCGUCCAGCUACUUCUGGGGCUGGCUUUCAGAUAAAGUUGGCAGACGACAAGUUCUGUUAUGGUGUACUUUCCUGCUGUGUAUUACAACCUUAACAUUUGGUUUUGCAAAAUCAUUUGAAGUUGCUCUUGUUAUUAGGUUUAUUACUGGCUUGCUUGCAGGUGUGUAAGUUACAUGAUUCAGAUUGGAAGAAUUUAAAAAGUCUGACUGUGGCACUGUGCUUCUCUAAUUUUUACAAGCUCCAAUUUUAUAGGCAUAGCUGGAACAGUCAAGGCAUCUUUGGCAGAAGUAUGUAAUGAUUCAAACCAGGUUAGAUUACUCUUGUUUUGUUUGAAAAAUCUCUUAGUAUUUUUAUCAAAAUGCACCCAACUAUAUUAUUCCAUUUAGUGACUCUGUCUAAUGCCAGACAAUUUUACUCAUCAAGGGGAGUCUGCCUGAGUCUCAUGCUAUAAUGGGUUAGCGAUCUGCCCUAUUUUGUUAGCCCAAUUAAGUUGCAAGCAUCUAAAUUUAUCGUUUCACUUUGUCCACUAAUGCCAGAUGAUUUUACUUGACAAUUAAGGCCGGGAGCUCACUGGACUAGUCUUGUGCUUUAAUGGGUUAAUGAAUUAGAUAAUUUUUUUCAAAUUUAUAAGCUCGUAUUUGCCAUGUUCUGUACAGGCGUUAGGAAUGUCAGUGAUUGUGACUGCGUGGAAUUCUGGACUGAUCAUUGGUCCAGCUGUAGGAGGUAUUAAAAGCUGUUUAAUUGAUGCUAUUAACUCGUCUUUGAUUUAUGUUUAUAAUAGUUUAUUUCUGUAUUAUCUACUGUAUUUACUAGGUUACCUUGCGAAUCCAGUUGAAAAAUAUUCUGUAUUUAAAGGGAGUAAGUAAAAUUAUUUAUUUUAAGUAUAAGUUUAAGCUAGCCAAGAAUAAGUCAAACAGUAUAAGCCACGUUUACACUACUGCAAGAGCAGCUUGUUCCAGGUCACAGCCAGACCAAGGCAAUUGGGAUACGUUUCCACUGUUUACAAAAUUGCCACAAGGCUUGACUUAAUUAGGCCAGCUUUACCAGACAUUCUAGCCUAGCUCAGACCUAAACUAGGCCAAAGCUUCGUUACAAAUUACCAAAUGUAGACCAAAGCAAGGCUCAACCACUGCUAUACAGUAUAUCCUACAGUAACUCAAUUACAUGCAGUAUUAUAAUCCUAACUCAAUUGCUUUUCUUAUUAUAACGGAGGAGACAUAGACUACAUUUUAUUUCAGCUAUAGUAAAAUGUUUCAUCUUCCUCCAAUAAAAAAUGGCACAAGUAACAUUUCCUGGUUUUCCUUGAAGCAAUAUGUUACAAAACCAUUAAUUAAGUGAUAUUACACUGUGCCAACACUGAACUGCAUGCUGCAGUUGGAAGUUUAUAAUUUUCCCUGCAAUCUAUUUUCAGGUUCUUUUUUUGAAAACUUUGCCUACCUAUUUCCAUGUCUGGUGAAUGCAGCAAUUUGCUUCUUCAGUUUGCUCCUGGUAUUUUUUAUCUUCCCUGAAACUUUAGCUUCUAAACGGUAUGUGCGCGCCUCACAUUUGCAAGUCAGGGAUUCGAUUCAGUAUACAUACAGUAUGUUGUCUGAUUAUAAUUUCACCUCAGUUGUAUGCGAGAAGAGUGCUUCCAGUUUAAUUCUACCAAAGACUGUACUUUAGAACUGAUAGAGCUACCCAGUAUAAAUAAGAUUAGUAUAGCUAGGUUUCUCUUGUAGUAACACUGAGAUGACCCUUACUGCAUGGAUCUCUAGGGAGAACAGUUAGAACUGAUAGAGUUAUCCAGUAUAAAUAAAGUUAGUUUAGUUUACUAGGUUUUCUCGUGUACAUAGUAACACUGGAUCAAUAAGAGAUGACCCUAAUUACUGGUCCUCUAGGGAGAACAGUUUAGAACUGAUAGAGCUAUCCAGUAUAAAUAAAGUUAGUUUAGGUUUCCUCCUGUAGUAACACUAGAUCAACAAGAGAUGAUCCUUACUAGACCUCUAGGAAGAACAGUUUAGAACUGAUAGAGCUAUCCAGCAUAAAUAAAGUUAGUUUAGGUUUCCUCCUGUAAUAACACUGGAUCGAUAAGCCCUUACUGGACCUCUAGGAAAAACAGUUUAGAACUGAUAGAGUUACCCAGUAUAAAUAAAGUUAGAUUAAUAACUGUUUAGUUGAGCAGUGUGAAAGAAGUUGUUUAUUUCACAUUCUUUUUCUUCUUUUAAAAGAAAGACGAAAGACAAAGAAAUACCAGUAUCGAUUAUCAAUCCAGAAACCGAAAUUCGCAAAACUCCACAAGCUUCCCCUUCUUCGAACAGACAACGGUCAACGUCCAAAACAAGUCAGAAUGAUCUACCGAACGGCUGUCAGUCAGGACAACAAGACGAGGACUCCACCAUCCAAAAGUCACUCCCAAAAACUGAAGAAAUGUUGUUACUGUCCGGCUCUGUGUCCUUCUUACCUGAAAUACAUCUACAAAGCUAUCCUGGUUCGAUGGAAAAAAAUGAUGGUGCGAAAGAGGAGCCAUAUGUGCCUCCUGUGGGAAAAGCUAAGCCUGGAGUGUUAAGAAAAACUUAUAAAUCAAUGAAACAAAGUAAACUGGCAAAACUUUGUAGGUAUGGGUCAUUAUAAAGAUUAUUAGAAAAUUCUUAAACGUUGUAGUCUGGUGUAGGUAGUAUUCCACAAUAAGCUCACUCAAAGUCGUGGUUUGUGUCUGUCGGCGGAGUGAACUACCUGAAAAAGAUAUCUCAAACAGGGUGGUCCAGUGUAGGUAGUAGUCUACAAUAAGCUGUCGUGGUUUGUGUCUGAACUACCUGAAGAAGACAUCUCAAACGUGGCGGUCCAGUGUAGGUAGUAUUCUACAAGAAGCUGUCGUGGUUUGUGUCUGAACUACCUGAAAAAGAUAUCUCAAACGUGGCGGUCCAGUGUAGGUAGUAUUCUACAAUAAGCUGUCGUGGUUUGUGUAUGAACUACCUGAAAAGAUAUCUCAAACGUUAUGGUUAAAAACGUCUGGUACUGGGUAGACUCGUUAUUGGGUUUGGUUUUCUUACAGAAACAAAGACGUGAGAAAUUGUGUUGGUUUAUAUACUGUAUUUUCUUUUGCUGCGGUAGCUGAGCAUGAAAUAUACAGUGUAUGGGCGGCAACUGGAAAAGAGUAUGGUGAGAUUUACCCUCUUAACUCUUACCCUUAUUGGUUACCUUAACUCUUACUGUACCAUUAUUGGUUAUUAUAGAUUUCUCUUAUGGUACAUUAGUAAAAACCAUGAUGUUUAAUACUUACCUGUAAAAUAUCAUCAAUGGUUUUUCACCAAUUUACCAUAUGGGGAAUCUAUAUAAUUACCAAUAAUGGUAAGAGUUAAAUGUUUACAUUGAAAGUAUACAUGGUAAAUCUUUCAUAACCAUUCAAAAACCAAAUAAUGAAAAUUAGAAUUUUACCCCUGUGAUUUGAAUCUACGUAAGGUGCUCAUAUAGUGCAUGCUAGCAAUCUAAUUCUUCCUUCCUCCAUUAUUUUCCGAACUGUCCGCGUCUAGAAUCAAAGCCCGUCCAGAGCUCAGUGAAUGUGGUUGCACUAAACAGUGUCCCGACUUUCAGGUGGGCUUGAUUUUAGCACAGAUGAUCUUGGAUUUACUUUAACGCUUGUCGGGAUUGGCUGUGCUAUUUCCAACUGUAUUAUUUUCCCACAGGUAAUAUUAACGUUUUUGUGGUUAGAGCACGAUCAUAAAAUAAUCUGGGGGAAUUGGCCUUCGCGUAACAUUUCACAUAUAACAAAAUAUUGCCAUCCAGUCAUGAUCCAGUGAUCAGAAUGUUUCAUUGUCUUUUAUUGUUUUGAGAAUCCCACUGUUCUCCAUGCCAUCCAGUCAUGA
This is a messenger RNA of Paramuricea clavata, 6718 nucleotides long. The record is from the annotation of a GenBank genome assembly. NCBI's taxonomy places the organism in Eukaryota, Metazoa, Cnidaria, Anthozoa, Malacalcyonacea, Plexauridae.